AUGGUACUUGAUGCACUUGAGCAACAAGUAUCUAAGAAACGAGGAAAAGAUGUUCGAAUUGCUGAUAUGUUUGAUAUGGUUGCUGGUACUUCGACAGGCUCUAUUAUUUCUUUGGGGCUCACGGUGUCAGAUGACGAAAACCCUGGUCGUCCAAUGUAUCGGGCAUCUGAUUUGGUAAAAUUUUAUAAAGAAGACGGAAAGAAGAUUUUUAGCUCGAUUUUCCGUUGGCGUCGGGUUACAAUAAAGGCGGAUGAGCCAGAUGAGACGGAACAAGGACCCGCAAUUGAUAUAUUUAAUUCCACAUAUUGGAAGAAUCAUACAAAAGUAAAUGAGCCGCCUAACGACUUAGAAGGGCCUCUUCAUCCUUCAUAUUCUCCUAAAUCACUUGAAGAAUUAUUAAGUGAUAAGUUUGGAGAUAAAUUACUUAAUGAUAUUGUAAGUAAUGUAGAUGUGCUAGUUCCAGCGUAUAACAUAACUGAGAAAACAGAAGCGUAUUUCACCAACGACGACGAUACAAAUUCUUAUAAAAUAUGUGAUGUGAUUAGAGCUAGUACCGCUGCGCCUACUUAUUUUCCGGCAAAACAAAUUGAUGAUAACUACUACGUAGAUGGAGGCGUUUUUAUUAAUAAUCCAGCGUUUAAAGCUUAUUUGGAGGCAAAAAAAAAUUAUCCUCAGGCAACAAAAUUUGUAGUAUGUUCUUUAGGAACAGGAUAUUUUCAAGCGGACUUAGAGAAUCUGGCAGACAGUGGAUGGCUCGGUUGGUUAAGUCCAUUACUUUCUCUUAUGAUGAAUGGAUCAAGUAAACUUACAGAAAAUUAUUUAGAAAGUCUUGUAACUGAACAAGAUUUUCAUUAUUAUCGCCUUCAAAGUGAUUUACCGGAAGAUAUUCCUUUGGAUGACACAAGAAAGAAGGCGCUUAAAGAACUCGAAAAGGUUGCUAAUGGGAUCAUUAACAGUACUGACUUUGUAAAUCUGGUCGAGGAGAUUGUUGAGAAUCAGGAACUAAAGGAUCAAUAA
Messenger RNA from Paraglomus occultum, 1017 nucleotides. The record is from the annotation of a GenBank genome assembly. Lineage: Eukaryota; Fungi; Glomeromycota; Glomeromycetes; Paraglomerales; Paraglomeraceae.